Messenger RNA from Podarcis lilfordi (Lilford's wall lizard), 2914 nucleotides. Lineage: Eukaryota; Metazoa; Chordata; Lepidosauria; Squamata; Lacertidae. The record is from the annotation of a GenBank genome assembly.
AAUUACUACAUGCUACAUGACUAAUACGUUCUUCCCCCUGUACUUCUCACAUAAAGCGACAGAGGCCGAGAAAGAGCUCAGCAGAAAAAUGAUGAAAUACUGGAGCAACUUUGCCCGAAAUGGGUGAGAUUCUUGGCUAUUUCAAAACACUAUGCUAGAGGAUAGAUUACCAAGGAACCACCCACUAACAGCGUCUCGUUGUUUCGGAUUGAGCCUCAUCCAGUCCGUCACCAUGACCAGGCACCAGUUCAGCACACCAACCAUCUCAGCAGCAGAAAGAGAGAUGCGUGCUGUCAGCAUACGGAUGGCAAUACGCUCCGAGAUGCUGUAUGGGCCCCACUCAGUGGCUUUACGUACAUGCCAAAAAGUACAAAACCAAAAUGCUGAAUAGGAACUGAAUUCUCGGCUCUAUCUUUUUCAGGAAUCCAAAUGGCAAAGGUUUGGUGGAAUGGCCUCAGUAUGGUCUGAAUGAAGAAUAUUUGGAAUUCAACCUGGAGCAAAGGAAAGCAGAGAAGCUGAGGAAGAACAAGGUGGACUUCUGGUUAAAGACACUGCCUGAAAAAAUGAAGAAAAUGGCUGAAGGAAAGGAAAAACAUGGGGAACUGUAACCAGUGGCCAAAUUGCCCCAGCUUAUUUUUGUUUGUUUUGAGAACAAACACUUUCCAACAAGAAUUAUUUCAGUCUGAAAAAUGCAUUUGUUCAACGCAUGUUCUAACGCCAAAAAUCUUAGCUAUUAUGAGAUACUAUUUAUACAGCAGAAAUGCCAGGUGAUUCACAUCAACAAUUAGGAAAUCCUGCCAAUGAUUUGAAGAGUAAUGAGUUUAUGCCCCAGUGCAGUUUAAGAAUCCUGGGCAUGGCUGCAACGCCUUGUUGAUUAGUCAGCUUAGGUCACUGAUCUUAAAAAACGUCUCACGCAAAUACUUGGCAAACAAGCACAGGCAGUUGGCAUUAUUUUAGGAGAGGCAUUUCACCUUUUCUAAGAUUGGGCCCACUUUGACAAGCUGACUUCCUCGCUGUUGGGUUUUAGAUGAAAAAUAUAAAUGGGGCAGGAAGUCACAGAAGGGAGAUGUUCAUGCCUAGCCCAUGAGGGUGGGACAAGUGUCCUUCAUGAUUUACUCCUCCUUGGGAGGACCUGCCGCCACCUCCCCUUUUCAAACACCAAGUGAAGAAAUCCAAAGCUUGGCAGGUUGGAUAGGAAUCUAAACGGGGUGGGGGCUCUUUGCAAACUCUGACCUGUGGACAGGCAGCUCAAAUUCAAUCUGUAAUCUGCAGUUCUUAACCUUGGAGCCUGUAUAAAGGCAGCAUCAUAUAAAGCAAACAGAGAGCACAGUUACACAGUACAAAAAAAAAUACAAACCAAAUACAAUACCUGAGAAGGUAUUCCCUUCUCAGAAUACCUGUGGAUUGGGAAAAUCCAGAUUUAGUGGGUGUAAAAUAAGGGCUGCCACUUAGAUGUGGAGGUUGUGAAGAAAUGAUAAUAAUAAACUGAGAGAUAUCUCAGUUGGUAGAGCAUGAGACUCUUAAUCUCAGGGUUGUGAGUUUGAGCCCCAUGUUGGGUGAAUGAUUCCUGCAUUGCGGGGGGGGGGGGGUUGCACUUAGAUGAUCCUUAUGGUCUAUGUUUCUAUAUGUAAAUGUAAAUGCAUCCAUUAAUUGGACAGGGAAAUUUAAACCUCAAAUCCACAUUACACUCCAAUGUGGAUGAGCACACAGUUCCGUGAGAAGGAAGUUUCCAAUCCUAACCUAGGAGCGCGGACAAAGUUCAGAGCGAAAUAGGUAGAGAGAUAUAAUCCCAUCUCAGCCUCACAGCCUUUUGAGUUUGUAGGGAUAAAGCUGCAAUCCCUCUAUCUAUCCUCACACAAGAAACGCCGCCCGCCCCCCGGACUCGAAAGGACCCACCUGAGCCUUACAGAACUGCCGCUUCUCGUAGGUCAGACCCAAUGUCCGUCCUGCAUUUCCCCUGGUUAACGUUACCACUGAAACCAGCACACAAAGCCAAAGGUACGCAAGCCAGCAAUUCCCUGUCUUGGUUGUGUACAAGACGACUCCACCACCGCCCGCAUCUUAAGUCCGCCCAGAGCCCUGGCAACCUUCCACGCGCCCUGCGCGCCAACUCACGGAGCCCGUUUCCGCUUCAAUGAAGCAGCAGCCUCCUCGCCUGCUUUCGGUUCGUGUAUUUUUGCACAGGGUUGCUACGUUACAGGUGAUUCCGGGUGCUCCAAGGUGUCUAUUUCAAAAGCACUAACAAACGCACAGGCAUGGUGGCAAGGAGCCAUUUCUGUCCCUCCAACUGCCCCCUUCUGCCAGAAUGCGCAAAAAAAAAAAAAAAGUAUUAUUAAGUUAAAUCCAGGGACUCACACCAUCCUCCAAGGUGCUCUCUCAUCUCCUGCAAACACGCAGCUAGCAAACGGACCUACUUACUAGCAGUUCAGGCUCAGAAGAACAGCGGCUGGAUGGAAGAAGAGGAUCCCUGGGUUCAUGGGAUUUGUAAGGGGGAGGAGAGGGAGAGGGGUGUGGGUGACUUAGAGAUCUCCUUGGUGUUCCUUGGCAAAAUGAGCCACAAGAAAGACCCUCCUUUCCCGGUCACCUUAUAUUCAGUUACCCUUGCAACCUUCCAAACCCCCAGUCUCUGAUCACACCUCAGGGCAAUGCGGGAGGACAGUUCUCUUGCAUUGCCAAUGGCUCUCAAUGGAGUUGUUUCUUAAUGGCCCUAGCUUGGCCAGGUCGUUUUGCAUAGGCUAGCCCAGGAAUUUCUCUGCAGCUUGUUGUUCUCCCACAUAAUCAAAAUCCUACCAUUUAUUAAUUUCUGGGGUUUAGAGCCCCAUCAAAUCUAUAACAAUAUUAAUUUGUUCCAGUGAGCAUAUGGCUAGUGCUCAAAGCCAGAACCAUAGCAAAAGAAACAAACAAAACCCCCUGA